This is a messenger RNA of Pecten maximus, 427 nucleotides long. RefSeq lists its product as uncharacterized. Bases 5 to 394 code for a protein of 129 amino acids. The transcript has 2 exons. Lineage: Eukaryota; Metazoa; Mollusca; Bivalvia; Pectinida; Pectinidae. The record is from RefSeq and is a predicted model, not a curated record.
UUCCAUGGAGGAUCUUAAGCGGACUGUGGAACAUUCAACAUCACACAACCGUGUUGUUCUGUAUGGAAGCCAGGAAGGAGAGUGGCAGUGGAGAGACUGGAAGACAUUCUUCAAGCCAGUGUUUCGGGCAGUCCCUGGUAUCCAGACAUUUCAUCACUUCAAGUUUUCUUCAGAAAGACCAGGUGAGGUUUUUGUGCGGAAAGAUGUAGGUGGCCCGGAGACAACAGUACGCCUGCUGAAGAGAGGGAAGUCUGUGCCGACUGGUUUGCCAAGCAGACUGGAGCCAGCAGGAACAUCCUCAGCAAGGUCCAAGUAUCUUUGUGGAAGUAUUCGACAGUUUGUGAAGGAUCCCCACAAGGAUGAGUUGUGUCCACCACCUCUUACAGAGGAAUGAGCAAGAUAGUCAGUGGCCACAUAACUAUGCAUU